Messenger RNA from Cucumis sativus (cucumber), 1156 nucleotides. Its product is annotated as lactoylglutathione lyase GLX1. Gene Ontology annotation, molecular function: metal ion binding; lactoylglutathione lyase activity. The transcript is spliced from 8 exons. NCBI's taxonomy places the organism in Eukaryota, Viridiplantae, Streptophyta, Magnoliopsida, Cucurbitales, Cucurbitaceae. Bases 127 to 1011 code for a protein of 294 amino acids. The record is from RefSeq and is a predicted model, not a curated record. Gene Ontology annotation, cellular component: cytoplasm.
UCCAUAUGUAAGGUGAGGAUCAAACUUUACACCUCAACCAAUUGCUAUUCGUUUCAAGAAGGCUUAUAAAUCUCCCUUUUUCUUCAUUAUUUGUAAACUUGGGUGAUUACAAGAACAAAAGAACAUAUGACAGAGCUGAAUAAACAUGUGGCUCCUGAUGGGGAUGAACAAUUGUUGGAAUGGCCCGGGAAAGAUAAUCGGCGCUUUGUUCGUGCAGUUUAUCGUGUCGGUGAUCUCGAUCGUACCAUCAAAUUCUACACUGAAUGCUUAGAAAUGAAACUCCUAAGAAAAUAUGAAGUCCCAAAUGAGAAACACACCAAAGCAUUGAUGGGGUUUGGCCCUGAGGAAUCUUCGUUCAUACUUGAGUUGACUCACGAACAUGGGGUAACCUCAUAUGACAUUGGCACUGGAUUUGGACAUUUUGCCAUUGCUACUCAAGAUGUCUACAAAAUGGUUGAAAAUGUAAGGGCCAAGGGUGGUGAGAAUAUGAUCAUUAGAGAACCUUUUGAGCUGAAAGGCAGCCCUAAUUUUUUGCUGGCCUACGUGAAAGAUCCUAAUGGUUAUAUCUUUGAGCUCAUUCAAAGAGUCCAAACUCAGCCACUCUGUCAUUUAAUGCUUCGUGUUGCUGAUUUACAACGCUCUAUUGACUUCUACCAAAAGGCAAUGGGAAUGAGGGUACUUACCCAGGUUGAGAGUGUUGAACAGAAGUACGCCAUAGCCCUAAUGGGAUAUGCAGAUGAGUUAGAGACAACUGCUCUGGAGUUGAAUUACAAUCAUGGUGUUACACAACAUUCCAAGGGAAAUGGAUAUUCCCAGGUUGUUAUUGGCACCGAUGAUGUAUACAAGAGUGCUGAGAUUGUUAAUCUCAUUACUAAAGAACUUGGUGGAGAGAUAACACAACCACCCAGUUUGGAUAGCCAAAUCAACUCCAAGAUUACCAGUUUUCUUGAUCCUGAUGGCUGGAAAAUUGUUCUUGUUGACAAUGAAGAUUAUCUGAAGGGAAUGCAGUGAAAGAAGGGUAAUGAGAGUGUAAAGCUGAUGUUGAUUCUCUAUUGAAUGUAAAACAAUAAGAUGUAAAAGACAUCAAUAUCUAUAUGAAGCUGUCUAAGACUCGCUGAUUUCAAUAAUUAUGGUUCUUCUAGCCACUUUAAACCAA